CAUGUUUCUAUAUAUGAUAACGAUAUGAUCAAAAGGUGUUAUAUUUAGAAGAUUACAAGAAUUAUUUGUUUGUGAAUGAGCAAUGGGUGGAGGGCAACAUAAACAGAAGAUAAAACGAGGGUUGUGGUCACCAGAUGAGGAUGAGAAGCUUAUCAGUUAUAUUACUACACAUGGAAGCCAUGGUUGUUGGAGCUCAGUUCCUAAACUUGCUGGGUUACAAAGAUGUGGAAAGAGUUGUAGACUAAGAUGGAUUAAUUAUCUAAGACCAGGUGUAAAACGAGGAAAAUUUACUUCUCAAGAAGCCAUGCUCAUAAUUGAUCUACACAAAACCUUGGGAAAUAAAUGGGCACAGAUAGCGAAACACUUGCCAGGAAGAACAGAUAGUGCAAUCAAAAACUUCUGGAACUCCAACAAGAAAAAGAAGCUUCUUCUUCAUGGCAACUCCUCUGGUCAUACUAUUAUUGCUGCUAACCUUAAAAAUAACAAAAUUCAGGUUCCUGGAAGCAAUGAGCAAGAUCAAGAGGGUUUGUGUAGUUCAGAUCUUAAUGGGAACAUUCCAUUGAUCAAACAUCAUCAAGAAGAUGAAAUUGAAAUGCAACUUGAUGAGCUUCCUCCCUUUCCACCAUCAUUCAUGGAUGAUUCAUAUACUGUUCUUGAUGAUCGCCAACCAGAGGAUUUUGAUUCGAUUCUUGAUCAAAAUUGGGAGACAACUCAUGUUCCUUUGUUCUGACUUUUGAGAGUGCAUUAUGAACAUAAUAUGAAACAUGCAUGAUACAAGAUCGAUUGAUGACGAGUCUUCUCCUAAGAAAAAGAAAUGCCAGCAGAGAUGUUGGAAACCAGCUUUUAUAGACGAGAGUGGGAUAUAAUUUUGUAGUAAUUAUAUAUGAUUUCUGAUAAAAUCUGUGAGCAUUAUUGUAUAUUGAUAGGAAUGGAGUUGUCAAAGCAUAGUUUUAGAAAUAUGAAUGUGAAAUAAUAUGAUAUUGGACUAACAUCUGCAGUUCUAUUUCAAAAACUCAACAUACAUAGCUUAGUUGAAGACAAGUUUCGUGCUAAUUUGAACCCUAACACCCUUAAGUAUAAAGAUCAGUCUAUUACUCCAUUUACAAGGGAAAUACAACAAGUCUGAAUAGUGGAGCGCGAAAAUAUCAAAGAGAAGCA
Messenger RNA from Lactuca saligna, 1158 nucleotides. NCBI's taxonomy places the organism in Eukaryota, Viridiplantae, Streptophyta, Magnoliopsida, Asterales, Asteraceae. The record is from the annotation of a GenBank genome assembly.